GUUAUUAUAUACAUGUAUUUGUGUAUUGUGUACACUUAUGUCUUGAUUUAAGAAAAUUAACAUGAUUAAUUUUUUUGCAGAGGGGGCCCCCUUGGGGCGCCACUGCUGAGAAAAAAGUUUUUGUUCCCCCAUGACCUGUUUCCUCUGAGAACUAGCUGUCCUAUGUGCUCGGGUUCGGUUCGGUUCUGGUCCCCUCGUGUCACAGCUGUACUAGAACCUGAUCUGAAUGUGCCUGUACGAACUGGAACGAUCUGAACCGGGUUCGGUUCUGGAUCCCACAGAAUGGUUGGUCAGCUCUUUCCGCCCUCCCGCUUCUGAGCGGUUGUCAUGGUGACCGGGUUCCCGCUGCUGGUCGCGCGCCGCAGUGAGUCGGAGGGAUGGUGAGUCACCGCGAGCUGCUCCGACGAAUACGGUACCAGCCGCUAUUGACAACAGAACCAGAACCCCUAGACAAACCGAACCGCUGGCACCGACACCGGGACCGCCGGCGGUCUGCUGUCCGGCUGACCGCGGCCGAAAUCCGCAGUGACGUCACAUAUAGCGGUGUGUCGCGGGGACAUUAAUCAGGACACACUGUUGCUGAGCGCGAGGCCACAGCUGCAGCCAGCGGAACCGGUUCCGUCAGACCCAAAACCGCUGGAUCCCCUUCAACCUUCAGGACCACAGGAACUGUUGAUGCUGAAGGCCAACAUGUUGCUGCAACCACCGGAAGCCUGCAGCAACCAAAACCAUCGGAGCAACUGAGACCAGAACCAGCGGACCAACCGGAACCAGCGGAGUCCAGAACCCCCUGAGACUGAGACCUUCAGCAUCUCCACAGGCCAGCAGAUGGACGUCUGGCCUCCUGGUUGGACGGAUGAACAUCCGCGCUCUGACUGAUCAGCUCAGCUGGCCUCAACCUCAAACAAUGACCAGUAAGAUGAACCAGCUGAUGGAGGCAGAACUUGGCCAGGAGAUUGAAGGCAAGGUUCAGACCUGGGCUCAGUCUCUGGUCUACACCGUGGAGGAACUGGAGUGUAAGAUCUGCUACAACCGAUACAACACUCGGAGCCGGAAACCCAAGCUGCUGGGCUGCCUGCACCGGGUCUGCGCCAAGUGUCUCAAGAAGAUGGUGGACAUGGAAUCUUCACCAACCGUCAUCAGCUGCCCAUUCUGCCGCCACGAGACCUACGUCCCUGAUGAGGAGGUGUGGCUGAUGGAAGACGACCGGCACAUCAUGGCGGUUCUGUCCUGUCAGGACAGAGCCCAGCAGGAGGGAUCAGAAGUUAAAGAUGGCGGCGGUUCAGAGGUGGUGUUGACUCCCACUGCUCUGAAAGCAGCAGCCAGAGGGACGGACACGUCCCUCCGGUCCUCGGACUGCCUGGUGAUCACCAUCAUGGAGUUGCCAGACGACUCCCCGUCCUCGGACUCGGUCAGCAUGAUCAAUGUGGUCGGUUUGUACCGGCCGCCCAGCCUGGACUCGCUGCCCUGCAGCUUUCCCUCGCAGAAGUGUCGCGCCUGGACGUCCCGCAGCUUUCCACGCUGCCUGCUGGGGGCGCUGUGUAUGGUGUACUUCAGCUCGCUGCCGCUGGGGAUCUACCUGCUGAUGAUGGGCCAGCUGCUGCUGGGCGUGGUUCUCGUCAGCCUGGUGCCGUCCACGCUGCUGCUGCUCGUUCUCUACGGAUUCUGCCAGUGCAUCUGUCACGAGGUGAGGGAGGUGAUCGCUGCGCGCAGGCUGCCAUGACGACGACGAAGGCCGCUGCCAUGGCAACAAGGACACCGGAGCGGCGAAGCCACAGAACCUCCAGACCUGAACACUCAGCUGAUUCCUGAUUGGCGGAGGCGGUAAAGGCCCCCUCCUCUUUUGAGCACCAGCAUCACUUUCUUGGCCAAAACAGAGACGGACCAGAAGUUUCAUCCUCAGCCAGAGAGGGACAGGCUGGAAACUCCUGUUAGCAUGUUGCUAAUGACAUGCUGUGUAACAAUCUGUAUGUAAAUAUGUAAUUCUGUUCAUCAGUGAACCUUCUGACAGCCCAUCAGCCAGUAACCGCCAGGAAUAUCCCCAGUUUAACAAAAUAAUCCAAAACAUUGGGAACAUGCUAGCCUAGCCUAGCAUAUAGACUGGUGAAAAUGGAUGUUAGGCUAAUGUAGCGCAAACACAAGAAAUGUUGGUAAGUGCUAUGGGUUAGGACUGAGUUAGCAUAAGGACAGUAAAACAGGAAAGCACUAGCAUAGCUUAGCACAAGAAUAGUAAACAGAGAGAAUGUGUUUGUUGAAUUUAGCAAAAAGACUGAAAAGACAGAGAAAGGGUUAGCCUAGCUUAGCAUAAAUACUUUAAAUUAAGGUAAAGUAUUACCAUAGCUUUGCAUAAAAACUAGGAAUUAAGUGUUUUUCCAUCUUCGCAAAAUGACUAAUUGAAAGUGUUACGCUAGCUCAGUAAUUAAACUGGAAGCAAUGUGAAAGUGCUAGCUUAGCUUAGCAAAAUGACGGGAAGGGAGGGUAUUAGCCUAGCUUAGCAUGAAAAGUGGAAAUUGUUAGCCAUGGACAAAGAUAAGAAACAAAGUUAGGUAAUUUCUGUUUUUUCCUAACAUAAUGCUAAAUUCAGUUCUGUUGUCUCUGACUCCGCUGCCGCUUCCAGUGUUUGUGCUAAGCUAAGCUAACUGUAUGGAAGAAGGAAGCUCUGCAGUUAAGUGGUUUAAUUUCCUGUCAAAGUGCCAACGUUUGACUUGAUCACUUAUUAAUUGUGUGUUAAUCGUGUGUUAUCCAUGUGGCGAUUUGGACCUCGUGUCACUUCCUGUCCGUGUCGCAUGCAGACUGCCGACUUUUGUAGAAACUAAUAAAUGUAAUGGAGACAAAA
Xiphophorus couchianus (Monterrey platyfish) is the source of this 2836-nucleotide messenger RNA. RefSeq names its product E3 ubiquitin-protein ligase RNF182. The transcript is spliced from 7 exons. Lineage: Eukaryota; Metazoa; Chordata; Actinopteri; Cyprinodontiformes; Poeciliidae. The coding region runs from base 857 to 1723 and encodes 288 amino acids. The record is from RefSeq and is a predicted model, not a curated record.